GGGCGCGGCCUUCAGCGGGACGGGGCUCACUGUCCGGCCGGGGCUGGGUGGCGGUGUGGGCAGAAGGCGGCGGGGAAUGGAGGCGGGUGGAGGGGAGUGGCGUGGGCCGUGUUUCUCGUGGUGCUGUCCUUGCCGUCCUUCCCAUGUUGAAUGAUCCGCACGUGUGACCUGACCGUAGUUUUGCACCCUGUACCAGCAGAGCGGCGCUGCCUGUUGGGCGUUGUUGUUUCUGCACAAAGCACGGGCUAAGAGCAGUAUUUGAGAGUUCUUCUUCGUUUUUACUAAAAUAUUUUAAGUUGCUUUUAAUGACAGCUCAGUUGUGCCUUCAUUUUUUUUUUUUUUUUUAAAUUUCAAAACUCCUCGAUAUUUUUGAGCAAGCACCGGUGCUGUGAUGGCCUCAUGUACAAAGCAGCUCGGGUUCUUCGGUAGCUGUGUUUGCUUCCCGAGGCCAGGCUCCCCAGAGAAGGCAAACUGGAUGCAAACAGGAACUCUUCAGCACAAGCAGCGUGCUUUCUAAAGACAAAGAUGAAUCUGCUGCUUCCAAAGACAGCACACCUGAAGGGGCAGCAAAGAGGCAGGUGGAUGGAGCAGAAACACCAAAGCAGCAGCUGUUAGACAUUAUUGGUAAUAUGAAAGUGGAAGUGAGCUACAGGAAGAAACUCCAACAAUUAAAAGCCAGUGAGAAGCAAGCCGUGAAAAAACUGGAAGGCCUGCACAGUGAAGGUUCUGUGCCUGAGGGAAUUACAGAAGAUGCUCAACGAGGCAAGCCUUUAAAUCCAGACCUGGUGAAGGCUGCUUCUGCAGUUGCAUCUUCCCUUCCACGCGACAAGAAGCAGACAGAAUCAGAACUCCUUGCUCAACUGAGAAGACAUGAGGAAACCACAGAUAAACAGAAGAAGGGGGGAACUGUUAACAUACGCAACGUUAUUUCAGAAAUGAUGGUUAAAAGGCAGUCUCGAGACCAGUGGGGUGUGAGGCUAUCCAGUCGCAUUUCCUUGCAGUUGGAUGAGGAUGGUCGAAGGAUAAGGCCUGAAAGGUCAUCAGCUCAGUCUAUGGACUCCAGAAGAAGUCUCAAAGUAGGAAAGAGGCUUAAUAUAUUCACUAAGGCUUCUACAGAACCAGAGGAAGCACUGAAAACAGUACCUUCACCAACAAUUUGGGAUCUGGAGUUUGCAAAGGAGGUUGCAGCAGUAACUGCACAGCCUCCCCGAAACGGUUUUGAGGAGAUGAUCCAGUGGACAAAAGAAGGAAUACUGUGGGAGUUCCCAAUUGACAAUGAAGCUGGGAUGGAGGAUGAUGCUGAAUUUCAUGAACAUAUCUUUCUGGAGAAACACCUCGAAGGCUUUCCCAAGGAAGGACCUAUCCGCCACUUCAUGGAACUAGUCAUCUGUGGGCUUUCGAAAAACCCAUACCUCAGUGUUAAGCAGAAGGUUGAACAUAUUGAGUGGUUUCAGAAGUAUUUUGAGGAAAAGAAGGAACUUCUUCAAGAGAUUUGAGAUUUGGGAAAGUGCUUACCCUUGUGAAAUGAAGAAUCAUUAAGUAUCAGUGCAUAGUGAUCAUGUGGCCUGAAAGUUGUAUUUUAAACAAUAAACUCAAAGGUCAUCUUU
Messenger RNA from Onychostruthus taczanowskii (white-rumped snowfinch), 1607 nucleotides. It is a transcript of the gene MRPS31, whose product is annotated as mitochondrial ribosomal protein S31. The transcript has 7 exons. Gene Ontology annotation, molecular function: structural constituent of ribosome. The record is from RefSeq and is a predicted model, not a curated record. Gene Ontology annotation, cellular component: mitochondrial small ribosomal subunit. Lineage: Eukaryota; Metazoa; Chordata; Aves; Passeriformes; Passeridae. The coding region runs from base 630 to 1496 and encodes 288 amino acids.